Molecule: messenger RNA, 3358 nt
Organism: Ctenocephalides felis (cat flea)
Lineage: Eukaryota; Metazoa; Arthropoda; Insecta; Siphonaptera; Pulicidae
Biological process (GO): mitotic cell cycle
Source: RefSeq, a predicted model, not a curated record
AUGUUGUUAGUUUAGUGUAUUGAGUAAUUUAAAUUAUCACUGUGCAAUGUACUCUCUAUUUCAGCUAGUCGAGAUCAAGUUAAGAUUGAGUUGAUUACAAAAUAAAGAUUUAUAAUUUAUGAUGGCUACUUCAUCAACUCGCCGGAGAACAAUAUUUAAUUUCGAAACUCCUACUAAGAAUAGUAUAAGCAACAAUGUUAUUAGGGAUUCAGAUUCUCCGGAAUUGUUUGUGUUUGGGAGUACAGACACUAUUACUCCGAAGAAAACACUUUUGCCCUAUGAAAAGGGGUUUCAGCCUUCACCUCUUAACGAUAGGCCAAUUUUAUAUUCUUUAACCAAUAAGCCUUCUAAAAGUCAGAUUAUAAGAGACUUGAAUAGUCCAUCAGCUACCGCCCGGAUAAGAGGAUUACAAGCAAUUAGAGAUGGUUUACAUAAUUUACCUGAAUCAGAGAGCGAUGAUGAAGAGAGCAGAUUGAGAGAACUAGCACCAAAGCCUGUUAAAAAUUUACAUGAGGUUUUCAUAGGUGUCAUAGCAUAUGUUGAAGUAAGUAGUGGGCAACUUGAUUUAUCUGGAGGAGCUAAAGAUAUGUUAAAAAAAAUGGGAGCUAUAGUACGUGAUACUUUUGUAAAAGAUGUAACUCAUGUUAUUUUCAAUGAGGGUCGAGUGUCAACAUACAAGAAAGCUAUUGCAAAAAAUAUACCUUUGCUCUCAGUCUUAUGGAUUGAAAUGUCUAGGAAACAAAUGUACAAAGUUCAUGAAGCACUAUUUCCAGCACAUGAUUUAGAAGAAUAUAGAAUGAUGGCUCUAUUGAAUAAGAGAAGUAAACCAUUAAAAAAGUUUGGAGCUUCUAGUAAGAGUGUGAAAGGUUCCAUCCAACCAAAACACCCAAAUUUAGAGGAUAGUUUUCAAAGUUGUGAUUCUUUCAAUAGCAGCAGAUUUGAUCAAGAGAACAUAAAAGAUACUCCAUUUAAUUCUCCUGCUGAAAAGAGUCCCGCACCUGUGCCAAAAACUCCAACAGAUUCCAGAAGUUCAAAACACAAUAGUCCAACUAGUAAAUGUACUAAUCGAGAUGAUAAUUUAGCUGUGAAUUUAAUGAAGAAAUUUAUUGCAACUCGAGUUUGGGACAAGAGUAAACCAGCAAGUAAUUCAAAUCAGGAACCUUCUGACAUUUCCACUAACAAAAUAAGUGAUAUGUUGUCAAAAAUUGCUGUUUCAAAUGAAAUAAGUACUGAAAAAUGCUCUGAUAGAAUCGAUACUACAAAGGAAGUACAGAACCCAAAAACUGUGACAUCAUCUGAUAGCUUUUACAGUGGGGAGGUUGUUUUUGGAACCCAAUCUCCAAUAAGGAAAAAACGAAGAACAUUUAUUAUACCACAUCUAAUUGUUCCGAAUUGCUCUGAUCUUUCAGAAAGUAAUGAAUCAUUGAAAUUACAAUUGUCCAUAUCGGAAAGUUCAAAAUCAACAAAUGUAACAAAUGAAAGUUUGUUGAAUGGUUCUAAAGACACAAAAUCAAGCACAAAGGUUAAUACAAUAUCAAAAUCGAUGAAUAGUUCUAUUUCACUUGAAACUGUAAGUAAAGGGCCAAAUCAAAGUAAUUUAAAUUUGCAUUUAUCAGAAACGCCCAUAGAAAGUGAUAAAUAUGAAGAAAAUAUUAUAAUCUCAGAAUCAUCAAGAGAAUGCUGUCAAAGACUUCUAAUGACAAAGAAUCUGAUAAUAAUGCUGAAUUAUAAUGUAAAUGAUAAAGCUGAUAGUAUUUUAAACACACCAUCUAGGGCUACAUCUCAAAGGCGAAGGUCUGUACGAAUUGCUUCACUAGUCUCCACAAGGUCUAAUUUAGACAAUUCAACAAGUAAUAAUCAUAAAAAUAUUGUGGAAUUAGCAAAGUCUGCAUGUAGUAACGGCAGCAGCUUUGUUAUAUCAGAAAUUAGUUCAAUACAAGAAGAAUUGCAUUUAUCAGAAACACCAAAGGAAUCUCAUAAAAAUAAAGAGAUUAUUAUAGUUUCAGAAUCAUCCAGAGGCAGUUCUGAAAAAAAUAUCAAUAACAGGAAUGAUCUUAAUAAUACCAAAUUAGAUCUUACAACUAACAAAACAAUGAAUGUUUUUAAUACACCUCCUAGAGCAUUAAUUCAAAGGCGCAUGUCAUCAAUGUUAGCCAGUAAUAAUGUAUCAACACCUCAUACUACAGAUAAAUCAAUUAAUGUUAAUGGAGAUGAUAAAGAAAAUAUUGUAGAAGAUGCAGAAGUCGUACUUACACCAAGAAUGCAGAGAAUUCUAGAAAUUGAGUCUCUCGAAGAAAGUAAUCUUAAUUUUAGUGUUUGUGAUACUAUGGAUACACCAUCUUAUCUUAAGUGUGUAGAUAAUCAUAUAUCCAAAAAGAAACAAGAUAAAGAAUUACCAACCUCAAGAAUUAUUGGAAAGCGCAAAUUAUAUGAUAUGAACGCAAGCUUUUCUGAUAUAUCCAUGGUAAACAGCUCAAUUUGCACAGAUACAUCUAAAAACAACACUAUGAAUUUAUAUUUGAAUUUGUACAAUAAUGAGAAUAAAGCUAAACAAAUACAAAGAAAAUUAAAAACUACUAGAAAAUCAAGGCAAAUAGUAAAAGAAAAACCUAAAUCAAACCGUGCAAUUACAUCGUACUUUUUUGCUGAUACUAAUUCUGCCGCAUCUCAAACUAUUAGUGAUUCCAUGUUAAAUAAUAUGAGUAAAAUCAAGCCGCCUAGACGAAGUUCUUUGGAGUUUCAAGAUAAACCAAGCAGAGAAGAAUUAAGAGAAAAGGCUGCAUUAAAGAGUAGUCAAAAAGAAACUCCAAAUAUUGUUUGUACAAGUGUGCAUUCAAAUCAAUCAGAGAUUGUAAAGAGAGUUAUAAAUAAAUUAGGUAAUUAUGUUAUUAGUAAAAAUGUGACUGCAAGCACAACUCACGUUGUUUCUCCUGAACCGAGACGAACUUUAAAUCUACUGAAAGGAAUUGUACGAGGUUGCUGGAUAGUGAAUUUGGACUGGGUUUUAAAAUCAGAAAUAGCGUGCAAAUGGUUAUCUGAAGAUCCUUAUGAAUGGACAAGUUUCUCACCAUCUGUGCAAAAAGCUAGAAUAGAGAGACAUGCAUUUGGAGAUUUAUUCAAGUUGGACAUAUUUGCGACAUCAGGAUCGAUCUAUCUAAGUAAGAAAUGUUCUCCGCCAUGGCAAGAUUUGCAAGAGCUGGUUUUAUUAUGUUCUGGUAAAAUUUCGGCCAAUGUUAAAAAUGCUGAUAUUAUUGUAGGUGAGAUUCAUAAAAAUUGUCUUUGUGUAACUCCAACUUGGAUUUUAGAUUCAAUUACAAAUUAUCAACGUGAAAGUGUUAAUGACUAUUUGAUGCAAUAA